AUGGCGAGUGACCCGAAAGAGAGCGCUGCCGGUACACCACCUGAAGAGGCAGGCUUGGAUUUAGAGGAAAGCUCUGAUGCCAAACUUAGUCGUAAGCGAGAAAGAGAAGCUUCCAUAGAGCCAGGGACUCCAGGGGUGCGCGCUUCCGUUUUAAUCGCAUCCAAAUACCGCGCAGUUCACGCGUUCUCGGAACUCUCUUUGCAGGUUGCCUCCACGACAUUUUCAGGUGACCACCGUGAUCGAGGUGCACCGGCGAAGAAGAAAACGAUGUUAGAAAGUACGGCAGAAGAGGACUCGUCUCCUGGAGAUGACGAGUCGCCACGGUUAUCGACCUCGCCACCUGACGGAAGUGGGCUUACCGAUGUUCGGAAGGGGGUGAAGGACCUUACUACAAAAGACGGCGAUGCCUCUCACGCACUUGAGGAAACCGAAGAGGAGAUACUUGAAGUAAGCGGGGAAGACCCUUCGCCUUCCCGCCUCCCUAUCUCCCCAAACGACGCGACCACGUUCCCUUCAAUUGACGCGAUGGCUGGACUGAAAGACCAUGAAACGUUCCCUCCUCCGCCUCCAACCAGAACCCCUUCACCUGUCCCCUCACUCAAGCUCGAAACCGAGGAACCCCCAACCUCUCACAAACGCUCAUCCCCCUCCAGCUCUUCACCCGAAGACAAUGGCGAAUCAGACUCUGUCCCCCUACUCUUAAGCUCAGAGAGCAAACGGAAUUCCCUGCAAGGAGUCAAGAGGAAGUCGAGGGAAUCCAGUACAACAGGUGUUCCCGGGGUGCCAGCACCUGAUCCUAAGCGCCAGAAGGAUGGACCGGAUGAGAGACCUCGAACGCCUGAAGCGCCGAAAUCUCCACGAACGAAAACCAGGUCUUCCCCACCCACGAAGGCAUGCACGGCGUCUUCACCAAAGUCUCCAUCGCCAGGCCUCGUAGGCUCCAUACCUAGGAGCGGCACCGCAUUCGGAUCAUAUGCCAAGCCAACGUCGAUGUUAGGGGCUACUGCGAGCCCGCCAAAAGAGGAUGAGGGAAAAUCAGAGAAGCCCCAUAGCUCCGAGAAGUCUUCAUUCAACGACAUAUUAGCGGAAAAGGGGGUUGAUACAGAGGAGCCGGCUGAGACGAAGCCCGCUAUAGAAGAAGUAGACUUACACACUGGGGAGGAAGAUGAAGAGACACUACAACAGACACGAGCCAAAUUGUACACUAUGGACGCGAGAGAUACAUACAAGGAAAGAGGUACAGGAACCUUGAAGGUCAAUGUUAGAAAAUCGGACGGGCGCGGUGCAAGAAUCAUCAUGCGCGCAGAGGGUGUCUUCCGCCUGUUAUUGAAUGCCAGCUUAUUUGCUGGGAUGCCUUGCGCAAUAGGGCAAGAUCCCAAAUUCAUAAAACUCUCCAUACUUGAAGACGGGAGGUUUGUUCAUCAUGCUAUCAAGGUUGGCAACCCAAAGAUUGCCCAGGAUUUGGUGGACACCAUACUUGCUAACCUUCCCGUGCACGCGACUCUGUCGGAGAAGUCGGAGGAAGACGUUACAGAAGAGGAAGAAGAGUCAACAGUGUAA
Molecule: messenger RNA, 1560 nt
Organism: Cantharellus anzutake
Lineage: Eukaryota; Fungi; Basidiomycota; Agaricomycetes; Cantharellales; Hydnaceae
Exons: 6
Coding region: 1-1560 (519 amino acids)
Biological process (GO): intracellular transport
Cellular component (GO): nuclear pore; cytoplasm
Molecular function (GO): GTPase activator activity
Source: RefSeq, a predicted model, not a curated record